Molecule: messenger RNA, 846 nt
Organism: Peronospora belbahrii
Lineage: Eukaryota; Oomycota; Peronosporomycetes; Peronosporales; Peronosporaceae
Source: the annotation of a GenBank genome assembly
AUGGUAAACCUCACACCUAACGCUGUGUCGAUGCUGUACAACAAUCAGACCCCUGAUGGAUUCGAGCCAUGGCUGCAGAUCAUUGAUACCAAAAAAAUUAAGCCGGCUAGUGGUGCAGGCGGCGACAGAUACCGAAUUGUUUUGUCGGACGGAACAUCCUAUAUCAGUGGCAUGUUGGCGACGCAGCUGGCGCCGAUGAUGGAAAACGAGAGUCUCAAGACGAAUUAUGUGCUGCAGCUUAAGGAUUUUCUGCGUAAUGAAGUGCAGGGUCGUCGAAUCCUUAUCGUGCUGAGCAUUGGCGACAUCGUGCCUGCCUUCGACCGCAUUGGCUCGCCUAUCAAUAUUGAAGGCGCCAAAGGGCCGUCUAUUCCACCUGCUGCUGCAGCUAAUGUACCCUCGGCGGCAGCUCUUGGAGCCAGACCUACCACUUUAGCGCAGACUGUCUACCAGCAGCCACAGGCUCAUGAUCCAAACGUGCGGAUCUCAGACAUUCAAAGCUUGAACCCUUAUGCUGGAGGACGUUGGACCAUCAAGGCUCGAGUGACAACCCGCGCCCCGAUCAAAAAUUGGAGCAAUGCGCGUGGUUCUGGAAAGCUAUUCAGUGUUGAUUUGCUAGACGCAAAAGGUGGUGAGAUUCGUGCUACUUUCUUCAAAGACGGCGUGGACAAGUUCUACGAAAUGCUGCGUCCAGGUGGCGUCUUCUAUUUUUCUGGAGGCAAGGUUAAAAUGGCCAAUCGCCGCUUUUCCUCGGUUGACAAUGACUAUGAGGUGACAUUUGACACGCAUUCAGAAAUAUCUCCGGCACCAGAAGACGGACAAAUUUCGCAAAUGCAGUAUUUUUUUUAA